Molecule: messenger RNA, 442 nt
Organism: Gossypium arboreum
Lineage: Eukaryota; Viridiplantae; Streptophyta; Magnoliopsida; Malvales; Malvaceae
Exons: 2
Coding region: 82-429 (115 amino acids)
Source: RefSeq, a predicted model, not a curated record
AAAAAUGAGGGAUGAUUUAAUUAGGAGAUGGAAAUAUGUCAUUAUUAAGAUGCUGUGGGUACAGGUUUUAGAAGCAACAACAUGGAAACAAAGUACGUAUUAGGUGAUGAGGAGGAGGAGACGACGGUGGCCAUUGAUGAGGCUGAUGACUUGCGGCAGCCCAAUGACACAUUUCUUACUGAUUUGAAUCUCAUGAUUGUGGCGCUUUCACUAAGCUCCAUAUGCAACGAAGGAGAUGAUGGCUUAAACUUGGAUGCCACCGACAACAACAAAGUCAAUAUUAAGGAUCUUGAAGCAGGUAAGGAUAAGGGCAAGACCUGCAAUGUUCCCAGGCUCCAUGCUAGAAAACGGGAUACCAACAACGACAACGUAAAGCUCAUGAGACGACAAACACCACACAAGGAUUUCAGGCAUGGCAGAAGAAUGUAGACGACGACAUUUG